AAUGGGAGCCGCUUGGCUGCUACGCUGACACAAGAGACCGAGCAAUGCCCCACUACUUCAAAACAGUCGUUUCUGACGACUACAAACACAUUUUCGAUGAAUGCAGCAAAGAAGCAGAAAAGCGUGGGUAUGAUUACUUUGGUGUUCAAUACUGGAAAGAGUGCUGGGGAUCCAACGACGCAUACAAGACGUAUGACAAACACGGUUGCAAAGAUAAUUGCAAAGUGAAAGGAGAUUAUGGUAUAGGAACACACUGGUCUAACUUUAUGUAUCAUUUGAAAAGUGAAUGGACUGCAUGCCAUUACAAAGAAUGUGGUGAAGGAGAAAAGCUGCAACUCGUUCUUUCAAAAGACACUCGUCCAGGUUGUCCAUCGUACAACGUCAAACUGAAGACAACUAAUGUGAAGCAAAAGUGUCCAGCCAAGAAACCUUGUCCAGUUGAUGGGGGCUGGACCGACUUCUCUGCCUGGUCAACUUGCACCAAGAAGUGCGGUGGCGGAACACAAACACGAAGUCGUACUUGUACGAACCCAAAACCUGCACAUGGUGGCAAGAACUGUGUUGGAUCAGAUAAAGAGACAAGAAAAUGCAACGAAAAACCAUGUUCGGUUGAUGGAGGCUGGACCGACUUCUCUGCCUGGUCAGCUUGCAGCACGAAAUGCGGUGGUGGAACACAAACACGAACUCGUACUUGUACUAACCCAAAACCUGCUCACGGUGGCAAGAACUGUGUUGGAUCAGAUAAAGAGACAAGAAAAUGCAACGGAAAGCCAUGUCCAGUUGAUGGAGGAUGGAGCGACUUCUCUUCCUGGUCAUCUUGCAGCAAGAARUGCGGUGGUGGAAUACAGACACGAACUCGAACAUGUACCAACCCCAAACCUGAUMACGGAGGAAAGAAUUGUGUUGGAUCAGAUAAAGAGACAARAAAAUGCAAUACUGACAAAUGCAAACCAGAGCCUUGCAGUAUCGAUGACAUUGUCCAGUAUGUCCUGGACGCUCUACCAAAGGGAAGCGUGGAAGUAAACAAUCACCUUAUUGGAGCUCUGUAUCAAGUUAUCAAAAGUAUGGGAGCUGCGAAAGGAAUCCCAAGGAAUGUAAAAGUAAACAAGGAGGAAUUGAUCAAAAGGAUUGAGAAUGCUAUGAACCAUAAGGGAUAUAUUUACGCGMGAACAAUGCUCGGGUUCAUUCUUGAAAAAGAAGAAGACUGUCACGGCACUGGAGAUAAGAUUAUCAAGCAAAUCAAAGACAAACUUGGAGAGGAUAAAUUUAAGGACUUCCUUGCUGUGGAUGGAGAUGUAUCACUUGUAUUUACUAUCGACACUACUGGAAGUAUGAAAGACGAAAUUAACGCUGCCAAAGCCAUUGCCAUAUCCAUUGCAAAGUAUAAGAGGAAAGGAAAAGUAGAUUACAUYCUUUCCCCCUACAACGAUCCAGGUUCCGGACCUGUUAGCAAAUUCAAUUACGAAAAACGUGCUGGCUUUGAAAGGGCAAUUCAAGGUCUCUCAGCAAGAGGUGGAGGAGAUUGCCCAGAAUUGGCGUUCAAUGGAAUCAUUAAUGCUAUUAAGGUUGGGGAACCACUUCCAGGCUCCCCAAUGUACGUCUUCACCGAUGCUCCUCCAAAAACAAGAGGCGAAUACAACAGAGAUAACGCCAUUGGUUACGCGCUUGAUUACAUGAUGCCAGUGAACUUUUUCUUCAGCACCCGAGGAUGUGGAAAUCCUUCAGCUAGCACUGAUUACCAAGCCAUCAUGGAAGACACUGGUGGAUUGAGUCUCUUCUUUUCCGAUUCCUCAGCCAUUGGCAGUGCUGAUGUGAUUGUAGCAGCAGACCUAGACGGCUCAACCAUCAUCGCUUCUGGUGGAAGUUCGAAAAAAAGACGAGGUCGAAGACAUCUUUCCAGUCUUUGGGCGCGCAGCUCGAAGAAUGUUCCGUUUCCUGUCGAUAGUAGCGUUGCAAAGUUGAUAAUCUCCAUAUCAGCCAGUUCAAACUGGAAAAGCGUUAAAGUCCUUGACAGCGCCGGGAAAGACGUGGCUCAUACCAUGAACAUGAACAAUGGGAAAUUAUGGGUUAUUAACAGUCCAAAGAAUGGAAAAUGGUCGCUGAACGUACCCUCAUAUGUUCGUGACCUGUCUUAUCAGAUCAAAGCAAGUGCCAUUUCCAACAUCCAAUUCGACCAGAUGUUUGUAAGGACACUUAAUCCGUCCAAGAUGGUAGUACCAAUACCAAAYCCUCUUAUUGGUGAGAAAGCAAACGUUAAAAUCGUGAUUCCCAACAUUGCACGCCUUAAACCAGAUUCCCUGAAAGCUGAUCUCGUGGACAAACAUGGUGCAUCAAUUAAAUCGUUGUCAGUUAAAGAUGAGAUGAUCUCCUUCGAUACUCCCUCUGAACCCUUUAAAAUCCGUCUGUCGGGGARWACCAGCACUGGACAACAGUUCCAAAGAAUGUCACGUGAAGAGAUAAGGCCACAAGARGCCGUCAUCCGCACUCAGAUCCAUCAGAGCCUCCUGACCAUCAAACGAGGACGAAAAUCAUCCUUCCGMGCAGCUAUUGACUACUCUGGCAAAGGAGAUAAAACCUUCAACGUCAGAGUUUCYGUUACGCCUUCAAAUGUGAAAUGUAGUCGUUGUAGUCUUUCUGUGAAAGCAAGAGCAGGAAAAGUUGGAUACGUGCCCAUCUACCUUACCGCCCCUAGCUCUACUCCAGUUGGUACAGAGGUCAAAGUCCACAUCUUUGCAACCAGUGGUUCAUCAAUCAAGAUGACCUUGCUAGCCCAAGUUAUGGUUGUAUAAGUAGAAAAUCAAUCUUAAUCACAUUCUAUGAUUUGGACAUUGUAUUAAUUACAAGUAGAUAGAUGAUAAAUAAAAGCAGUUCAAAUAUUGAA
Molecule: messenger RNA, 2881 nt
Organism: Exaiptasia diaphana
Lineage: Eukaryota; Metazoa; Cnidaria; Anthozoa; Actiniaria; Aiptasiidae
Product: hemicentin-1
Source: RefSeq, a predicted model, not a curated record